Protomyces lactucae-debilis is the source of this 1207-nucleotide messenger RNA. RefSeq names its product calcium/calmodulin-dependent protein kinase type I. Lineage: Eukaryota; Fungi; Ascomycota; Taphrinomycetes; Taphrinales; Protomycetaceae. The transcript has 5 exons. Gene Ontology annotation, molecular function: calmodulin binding; calcium/calmodulin-dependent protein kinase activity; ATP binding. The record is from RefSeq and is a predicted model, not a curated record. Gene Ontology annotation, biological process: cellular response to oxidative stress; protein phosphorylation. Bases 70 to 1188 code for a protein of 372 amino acids.
AGCACAUCGGUCGGCUUCUCGUAGUCAACAGCAAAACAGGGGUCGCCGGAGCACAGCACAGGGAUAGGGAUGAGUGCUGCGACGCCCGUUACAGUCCCGUGCAAAUAUCUUACGGGGAAAACUCUUGGCACAGGAACGUACGCAGUGGUUAGAGAGUGCGUGCACAUUGACACAAACCGCUACUAUGCGGCCAAGGUUAUCAAUAAAAAGCUCAUGGCCGGCCGAGAGCAUAUGAUCCGGAACGAAAUCGCUGUGUUGAAGCGCAUAUCGCAGGGUCAUCGCAACAUACUGACGCUGGUGGACUUCUUCGAAACGCAGAAUAAUCUCUAUCUGAUCACGGACUUGGCUUUUGGCGGAGAGCUCUUCGACCGGAUCUGUAAAAAAGGGUCCUAUUAUGAGUCUGAUGCCGUCGAGAUUGUCAAGACUACACUCUCGGCUGUUUGCUACUUGCAUCAGAAUGGUAUUGUGCACCGGGACCUGAAGCCUGAGAAUCUACUGUUCAGAUCACCGGCUGAGGACUCUGACCUUCUACUCGCCGACUUUGGGCUUUCGCGCAUCAUUGACGAAGAGCAGAUGCACGUUUUGACUACCACUUGUGGAACUCCAGGAUACAUGGCACCUGAAAUAUUCAAAAAGAAUGGUCACGGGAAGCCGGUGGACAUGUGGGCUCUCGGAGUCAUCACGUACUUCCUGCUUUGUGGAUACACCCCUUUCGACCGCGAUACCUCAGUGGAGGAAAUGAAGGCUAUCAUGGAAGGAGAUUACGCAUUUGAGCCGGAAGAGUACUGGGAAGAUAUCUCUGAGCAUGCCAAGGACUUUAUAAAUCAGUGCCUGACGGUUAAUCCGGCGAAUCGUUUGGCAUCUGCAAAAGCCGCGCAACAUCGCUUCUUGACACAAGAAUUCGACAAGGCGAAGGCUGACCUACUCCCAGCUGUGAGAAAGAAUUUCAAUGCGAGGAAGACAUUCAAUGCGGCCAUCACAGCCGUUAAGGCGAUGAACAGCAUGAAGAACGGUGGCGCCAUGAAUGGUAUUCUCAGUCUCAGUCCGCAAGCUGCGAAACCAGUGCCUCUCAAUCCGGAAUGCCCCUUGGAUCCUGUCGGAGCAGCUAGCCGGAGGGCGAGCACGCGCAGCAAUCAAGGCAAUGCUACCAACAGCAGCACUGGCUUAUGGAGCAGAACGUCAGGGUAGUCUUAUCUCGUAUGCUGUG